Gryllus bimaculatus (two-spotted cricket) is the source of this 6952-nucleotide messenger RNA. The record is from the annotation of a GenBank genome assembly. Lineage: Eukaryota; Metazoa; Arthropoda; Insecta; Orthoptera; Gryllidae.
AGUGUGUGGUGGCUCGGCCCGAAGAAUGCAACUGUUUAAGCGGCGCCUAGACUCGGCGCUCUCGCCGAGGGCGCGGCACCUGCCGUGCCAGAUGGCGCUGGCGUUGGCUCUGGCGCUGGCGCUAGCGGCCGGCACGGGCAGCGCAGCGCCGGCCGCGGCCCCGGCGUCCACCCCCGCCCGGAAGGGGCCGGAGGGCGGCGGCGGGGCGGCGCCGGGCGACGCGUUCGAAUGGCGUCACCACGACAACCGCGAGCUGGCCGAGGUGCUGCGGGACGUCCACCGCCGCUGCCCCAACGUGACGCGCGUCUACGCGCUGUCCGAGGCCUCCGUGCUCGGAGAGCCGCUCUACGUCAUUGAAUUCGCCGCGCGCCCCGGCGCUCACCAGCUCUACGUGCCGGAGUUCAAGUACGUGGGCAACAUGCACGGCAACGAGGUAUUGGGCCGCGAGCUGCUUCUGGGACUGGCCAACUACUUGUGUGACCGGCUGCGCGCGGGAGACCGCGACAUAGAGCGCCUGGUGCACCUCACACGCAUCCACCUGCUGCCUUCCAUGAACCCCGACGGCUGGCAGGCCGCCACUGACGCGGGCGGGCGAGAUUAUCUCACGGGACGCUAUAACAAUCGCAGCGUCGACCUGAACCGCAACUUUCCAGACUUGGACCGCAUUGUGUUCAGCAACGAGGAGGCUCAGUUGGGCCCGAACGACCAUUUGCUGGACCAAGUGGAUCGCCUAAAUGAACCGAUCCAACCGGAAACGCGCGCGGUCAUCCGGCUCAUCAUGCAAGUGCCGUUCGUGCUGUCGGCCAACCUGCACGGCGGCGAUCUGGUCGCCAACUACCCUUACGACUACAGCCGCUCGGGCGCACCGCAGGAGUAUUCGCGCUCGCCCGACGACCUGACCUUCCGGCAUUUGGCGCACGCGUACGCUGACAAGCACGCCACAAUGGCGAAGGCUAAUCGGCGAGGUUGCGGCCGCGACGGCUACAACUUCGGCAAGCAGGGAGGCAUCACAAACGGCGCUGCUUGGUACAGCGUCCAAGGCGGUAUGCAAGAUUUUAACUACCUCUCAUCCAAUGACUUCGAGAUCACGCUGGAACUGAGCUGUGACAAAUAUCCUCCAGCCUCACAAUUGAAACAGGAGUGGGAGAACAAUAAAGAUGCACUUCUACACUUCAUGUGGCAGGUGCACAUCGGCAUCAAGGGCCGCGUGACGGACGCGGAGACCGGCCAGCCACUGCCCAACACGGCCAUCCACGUGCGCAACGUCACCGCUGGCCGCGACUCCGCCAUCAACCACGACGUGCGCUCCGUGCACGGCGGCGACUACUGGCGUCUACUGACCCCUGGGGAGUACGUGGUGACGGCUUUGCACGAGGGCUACGAGCCUGAGAGUCGCCGGGAGGGUCUUGACGGCGACACUGACAUCAAUGAGUUACCGGAAGUGCCGACCAAUCGAGAGUACGCCGAGGUCAUGCAAGGUCGUUUAAAGCGACGCUGGCCCUUCCUUCUCCCCAGAGCAAUUGGCGGUUUCUGAAUGACAUCUCCCCGCGCCAUUUAUUUCUCCCUGGAGACGCCUCCUUCUGUACAAAUAUCGCACCUUCCCUCGCGAUUCUUCGGCUCUCAAGGAUUAAGCGAAGUAACUUUAGUAUAACCCACCAGGUCAUAUGUUGCCGUCUAUUCCCGGUGGCCUACUCUUCUCGUCUUCACAGUAACAUAAGUUUGUAAGACACUGUCAUCGUGUUGGAUUCACGAUACAUUAAAAACUAGAUGCGUUCUUCCGUAAAAACUAGAUGCGAAAGAGGUGUCAAAUUGUGAGAAGCAGCGAGCUUGACUUAAAACUCGACUAGAUGUAUUAUCCUACGACAGUUGAAUUUACUGGAUUGGACAUGAAUAUACUAUUUGUAAGUAUUUUCUUAAAUAAAAGCCAUCUUCGUUUUUAAUGAAAGUUAUCACUAUAAAUGUUACUAUAAUAACAAAUUGUAUCAAAUACAAAUAGUAUUCACAUUUCAAUGCAUUAAAAUUUGGAAACUAUUGUAUAGGAAGAGAAAAGUUAAUUUAUAAUUAAUAUUUUAAUACCAUUUGGGCCUAAAAGAUGAUGAUCUUAAGGAAAAUAUAUUUGACAUUUUUCUGAAACCAUGCUACAUACUAUAUCAGAAUGGUGCUACAACAUGACGUGUCAGGAGUUAAAGGGUAAAAACUGUUGGGAUACAAGCCUGAAUUCUCAGCUUUAAAAGUAAAAGUUUUUUGAAAAAUUUUUAUUUAUUACAUUCACAAGGUAAUAGUUUGUUUUUUGAAAAAAAUUACGCUAAUUCAUAUUUAACUUUUUGUUAUGAAACUGAGAAUCAACAGGUUAAUUUAUAGAAAAUAGAUUUGUGAAUGUUAUGGCAGCUGAAUGUCCUGCAGAAAAAUCAAAUGUAUUACAGUUUGGAAAAAUAAUUAGUGAAUGAUAAUCAAAAUCACUAAAAUUGUAUGAGUUGAUAUAAUAACUAAUGUAGUUGUGUUCUUGUCAAUUCUUUUGAACUAAAUAUUGAUGAAUAAGAAUACUGUCAUAUACCAUGACAAGUUAAUAUAAAAACACUUUAUAUAUUCAAAUAUCAUAUACCCCAGGGAAAGGAAUUGUUAUUAUUAUUUAUAUUCAUAAAUUUAAAACAUUCCUGCAAUAAUAUAUGUAAUUCUUCUGAAUGCCUGCUCAUGGAAAAGUUUGGCUUUGUAGAAUUUUCUGUCAUCAAAGUAUAUAUUUCUUAAAUUUAUGAAUACAGAAAUGAAUGAAUUCAUAGGAUGUUUUGAAGAAUUGAUAUUGUUAUUGACAAUUUUUUAAAUGUUUUGUAUGAAAGAGAAAACACACAAGAAUGAAUCAAGAAUAUUAUUUGAAUUUGUGUUGUAAGUGAGAGAUUCACUUUUCUAAUAUUAUUUAAUUGUUAAUGUCAACAUUAUAUUUUGGUGUGUGAAGAUGUGAAAGGUAGGCCAGACAAUUUAGGUAAAUCUAAACCAUUGAGCCUGUGGCCAUUUGGUAUAAUUUUUGAAGAACAGAGUACAAUUUACCUCUCAAACUAGUAUGUGAAGAUUGACACAAAUAUCUAUAUUUGUUAAAAACUAGUGUUUAUCAGUUUGUUAAUCUCAGAAAUAUAAUUAAAUAAUUUAUAAUUGCAAAUAUUAUUUCUAAGUAUAUUAUAUUCACACACACGCACACACACACACCUAUACAUAUAUAUGCAUUUGCAUCUUAAGAUGAAUCAGUCAUCGAUGAAAAAAUAAUUCAAAACGUGAAAACUAGGAAAUUGAAGAUAUUGUGCAGUGAUGAAGUUCCUUACAUCGAUAUUAUAUUUUUCCACUUUCCUUCUUUGCCCAGCAUCUUCUAAGGCAGAGUUAUUCAAGUGGGCAGCCCACUUGGUAGACUGUGGGUCAGAGUUUAUCUGCAGGCAUCCAAUGUGACCCGCUAUACUCCGAUUUAAGAGUCCCUUCAAGGUCACGAUCUGGAUUGACCUCUCCUUUCAGCUCAUGACCUUCAAGGGACACUAAAUGUAAAUCAGAGUAUAGCCCAGGGUUGGGUAGGGGAGGGGAGUCACUGCUUGCAUUGCUGAAAGACGGGUAAAGAGGGCGGGUAAGUGGUAUGCAGGCCACUGCAGUGACUCUCUUUGCUACUCUCAGGCAGAAUGGCCUGAAAUUUUGCCCUUGUGCAGUCCUGCUCACUAGUAAGCCAUUUUCUUCAGAUGUCUUAGAUAUUCUUUAUAAUUUCAUUAAAUGUUGAGAUGAAAAAUUACAUCAGGUUGCGUUUGUUUGGUAUAUACUUACUUACAUAUUUACUUGGUUUAUAGGUAUGUUCUGUAUUUUCUGCUCAUUCAAUUCAUUUUUUUUAAAUUAUUAUGGGAGCACUUUGAAUUUCUGUACUAUGAAGAACAAUAAUACCAGAAAUUUACAAUGCAACUAACGGGAUUAAUUUAAUAUUCAUUUACAUAUCAGAAUGAAAUUUACAUUCAAUCUAUUUUUGUUCAUUCUACCAUUUAAUAUGCUAUUUAAAUUUGGAAGUGGAUAGUAGUCUUCAGAACAUCUUUUUGCAUAUCACUGUUAAGAUCACAUUUACCACACACCAGGAGCAGUUUUUCAGGUAAGAAUUUUCAAAAGAGUGGGGAAUGAGAACAGGCAGUGAGAAUAGGGAAUGAGGGUGAGCAAUGUGGAUGGGAAAUGAGGAUUCUUUAUUUAUUUUAAUUAUUUUAUAUUAAUAUUUUAGCUAUGAUGCUAAUGUUACUCAUUUAUUUAAAACAACACUUAUCUUUGUCUUUAAAAGAAGCUAAUGAAAAAAGUUAUCAUGCAACUUGUGCUUCAUAAAAUCAUUAGUGAACUAAUUUUAUAAUAAAGUUUCUUUUAGCAUCCGUUCAUUUUUUUCCUAGGUAUUUGAAAAUGAUCGCAUCUUGGUAGACAGAAUCAAAAAUAAAAUCGAUUUUGGCUAAACCUCAGUUGUCUGUUUACUACUGUAAUACUGAGAAUAUUACUUUGCAAUUUAUGAUCUGUUUGGGCUAUUAUGUUGUGUGAGAGAUAUUUAAAACCUACCAGUUUUUAAAAUCGUUAAAAAAAUGUUCAGAAAUGGAUAUAGGAAAGUAGAAUUUAUGAAUAAUUAAUUUAAAAUCAUAUUUUCAUUCUUGGACUGUACACUUUAUUACUGUAAAUGGUAUGUGAUAUCUGUACAAAAUGGAUAACUAUAUAUAAAAAAUGAUGAUGCUAUGUUACAAAUAUUAACAUUACAUCCUACAUUGGAUAUUGUACAGAAUAACUCCUAUGUGAGACAAUUCUAUUCGGAAUGAGCCUUCAGGCAAUGAAACCUGUGAUUGGCAUAAAAUAGUUGCUCUACUUGAAAUGCCUUGGAAUGGAGUAUUCUGUGCUUUCUUAAAAAUAUUCUUAAAGUAAAUCAAUUCCACUAUGUUUUCUAAAUUUUCUCAAAAGGUAGUGGAACUGAUAUACUUUAAAAUAAAUGUUAACCCAAGAGAACAUAUUUUGCAGUAUACAUUAAAUGCACACACAAGACUAAUUCUAAAUUGUAAAAAUUAACCUCAAAAGAGAAUCACAUCAUCUGUGACCAUAAUAAAAAUAACUUUAAUAUUCAAUAUAUUUGGUAUGUGCCAUGAAAGACUUCCUCAAUAAACAUAUGAUUGUUCCAUGUUUUGUUUAGAAAUGUUUCUAAUAGAAUGCUAGUGAAUUGUAAAACUUUUUCAUUGUGCUACAUAAUACAUAAUUAUUCAUUAAAAGUAUACACUAUACACAAAUAUCCUGUUGCAGCAAAACAUACAAUGUAAAUUAUUUUGCAACUUGCAAAUAAUAUUGUUAUAAAUGAACUGUUUAACAGCUAUGGUGAAUGGUGUGAUUCUCACAUUGUACCAGAACAGUAACAAUCAAGCACAAGACAUAAAACUUACUUAAUAAUUGAUACUGGCACUUAGUCAGUGGAUCUCAAGUGAGUUAUAAGAUGACACACAUAUGGUUAAAUGUUGUGAUGUUAUCUUCUAGUAUAUGCUACAUCAUGAAACUUGAGAAAGGAGUUUGAUUUUUUCAUUCAAUUAAGGAACCAAGAAAAACACCUAUGAUGAAAUAAUGGAACACUUAUUGAAACACAUCUGAGGAAACCACUGAUAACAUUUAUGUCAUUUAUUAUAUUCAUAAACAUAUCCAUUGACAUUUAAACUAGUGGUUGUGCUUGUUGUAAUUAUGUUCAGCAAUGCCUGUGCUCGAGUCAUUUGACUAUCAAAACAGGCCAUCACUGUGACUAGAUGGGACAGACCCGACCUUCAUGAGAGGACUGAAGAAAGGUCCGAGUCGUGCACACUGGUUCUCAUGGGUUUCUACAUUUGGCACAUUGUCCUUAGAUGAUAAAACAAAGUAGCAUAACAUCUAAAUAAUACAAACUGUGUGUCUGCGGUAGAUGUUUGCAAUUUUUGGGUUCAUCCCAAUUGUUCUUUACACCCACUAAGCAUAAUUCCUUUGAAGGUGAGUCUAUAUGAAGUAGGUCUUCAUGACCAUUCAAACUCCUUCAUUGGCAGUCACUCCUUUGUACAACACUUCAACAACACAGCCCUUUUAUUCACUUUCAGUAUAUUCAAAGAUGUUCCCAGAAAAUUAUGAUUUCAGCAUCAAUCCUGGUUGUAACAAUAUAAACAAUAUACUUCAUUUCUGUUCAUUCAAUGUUGAGAUUCAUCUCAGUGACCAUCUAAAUACACUAAUUGUUUAAGUUCUGGUAGUACAGUACAGGGUCAAAGUUGUGCACUUGGACAUUACACAAACACUGUGCAUCAAUAGAAAUAGCGUUUGGAGAGAAUCACAACACAAGAAACAGAAGGAUCCUUCCCACUGGUUAAGCACCACGUUCUGUGGAUUCAGACAUGUGGGAGAUUCACAGCUGUCCAUGUUUCCUUUCAGUUCUCCGCAUCCUAUGUCCAUGCUUCUACACCAUAGUAACAUUUCUUUUCUUCCGAUCACCACUGCUCACAGAACUCAAGGAUCCUUGCAGGCUCGGAUUGAAAGGAACUAAAGAGCCAUUUCUAUGGUAGUUACCAUUAGUUAGAGCUCCAGGAUGCACGCCGUAGAUGGGGCCAGAGGAGGAAUAGAUACCAUUGUUGUGAUUGGAGUUAAAUGUGGGGAGAGGUGGGACAGGGGGUGGGAGUUGGGCAUGGCUGCCACCAGCAACAAUACCCUCAUCAGCCAUGCCUCCAUAGGGGCUGUGCCUGCGUUCGUGUUCAUGCAGGAGUUGAGAUGCAGUCCAGGAUUGGUAAGGACUAAGAGUCCGACCACGCACCAGUGUGUUGCUGCCUCCACUAGAAAUGGUGCUAAUGUUAUUAGGACUUGGUAGUGCGACUAUAUUGGGUGACAUAUCUAUUUGAGGCUGAGGUUGUUGCUGAGGGGUUUGCUGUUGCUGCUGUUGCUGUUGCUGUUGUAUCAUUUGCUCGUGUUGUUGCUGAAGCAGUUG